Coccinella septempunctata (seven-spotted ladybird) is the source of this 1246-nucleotide messenger RNA. Its product is annotated as adenylyl cyclase-associated protein-like. NCBI's taxonomy places the organism in Eukaryota, Metazoa, Arthropoda, Insecta, Coleoptera, Coccinellidae. Gene Ontology annotation, molecular function: adenylate cyclase binding; actin binding. Gene Ontology annotation, cellular component: cytoplasm. Gene Ontology annotation, biological process: cytoskeleton organization; regulation of adenylate cyclase activity; cell morphogenesis. The transcript is spliced from 2 exons. The record is from RefSeq and is a predicted model, not a curated record. Bases 215 to 493 code for a protein of 92 amino acids.
AUUCAUUUAAUAAGAGCAGUCAGGUUGAUUUUGGUUUGGUUGGAAGUCUGCUUAGGGCUUUUGACAUUUGACAUCUGUCCAAAUUAACUGACAGAUACAUAUAUUGAAAAUAUCGAAUUAUAGCUAUAUCUAUCCUUUAGUGAAAUGAAAAGUAGCCAGUUUCAUAAUCAAACUUCAAUUGCUUUCCAUAAAGUAGAGUUUUACCCAAUUAGCCAUGGUAUCUUCUGUUGAAUUCAUCAAUUGCCAAUCUGUCCAAAUGCAAGUGUUAGGUAAGGUACCCACUAUAUCUAUUGACAAAACCGAUGGUUGUCAAAUCUACCUGAGUCAGGAGUCCUUUGAUGUGGAGAUAGUCAGCUCCAAAUCGUCUGAAAUGAAUGUAUUAGUCCCUAAAGGAAACGGAGACUACACAGAGUAUGCAGUCCCUGAACAAUACAAGACCACCGUCGUUCCUAGCAAAGGUCUAAGUACGAUGAUUGUUGAAAAGAAGGGUUAAGUGUUUUGGUAAUCUCUUAAAUGAAAACAAUUUUUAAGAAUAUCCUAGCAAUUUUUUUUACAGAUGUAGGUUUAAACGAAACACUUGAGCAUGUUAAAUAUGGAAGGUGGUAUUAACAUUGAAAUGAUUUUAGACGCUUUUCUUUAUACUUUGACAUACAAAAUGUUUUUAACUUCUAGAAAAUUUCAACCAGGAAUUAUAGACUAAACAGUCUUCCAGAUCUAAGUUUAUUAAAAUUACUUAAUAUGUAAUUUCAAUUUGGAUUGAAUACCUCAUUUUUAACUGGUGAUCAAAAUUGAUGAUUCAUUAAGGCCAAAGUAAUUCUUUGGAGAUUUCAGUAUUAUUUGAAUAGAUUAAAAACCUAAUUCUCCAUUCAACAUAUAAACCUGGUUUAAGUUUUCGACGUGCUUUUUUAUAUUUAUAUAUCAAAUGUAAUGGAAUGUUCUAGAUUCAUAAUGGAAACAUGAAAAUUUGCAAUAAUUCAUAUUAACCUUGCCUCUUUGUUUAUAUGAUUUAUGAAUUCUAGUCACAUCUUUGAUACAUCUUUUUAUGCAACAUUUCGUUGCACUGGUCAUACGAUGGGAUGAUUAACAACAUAUCUUUUCGAACAAUUUUUUCAUAUUGGAAAUUUUACAUUUGUUUUCUGCAAAAAUGUAUUUAUUAGGAAAUUUUUUGUUUUAAAAUUGUGUGAAUCGCUUUGAUAAUUCUUCCUAUGUAAUUUUAUCAAUUGAAAUAAAUAGGUGAUAAGUGAAA